CACAUCGCUAACAUCACUCGACCAACGUCCAGACCAUCUCUCGGCCCAACUCAUCCAAUAAUUUCAAACGGGAUUCCAGUAUCAAACCCAAGACAGAGGAAGAAAAAUGUCGUCAGAGAGCACUAUCACGCAGCUCUCCAUCCCGCUGCCUCGCUCUCUCGACACCCGCAUCCACGUCCACCUCACCACCAAGACCAAGGCAGCGACGCUCUUCCUCACCUCAGUGACGCAAGACGAGCAAUCAGGGCCGGCGGCACUGGGAUCUUUCGUAUAUGCACUGCCGAAUAGACUGGAGCCGGCGCAACCAAUCUCCACGGCCAUCUACUCGGUGGAGUCGACGCUCGAGUUCACGACGAGGAUCGCCAAGCUGCUCGCCAAGCGCACCAACUUGCCCGUCUACGUCGGCUGCUCGAUCAACCUGGGCGGCUCGGCCAUGGGCCUCUCUGUCGAGGAGGAGAUGGAGGCGUUCCGCGCCAUCGUCGACGUCGUUACGGAGAGGCUCAAGCGCAAUCAACCCGUCAUCGGCGCCUCCUGAGAUGCGUGCGGUUCGACCGGGACCCGAGGUGCAGGGGUGUGGUGGUGAUGCUGUUGACAAAGACCUAGACACACGAGCGCUGCCCGUGUUUCUCCCGGAACCCCCCCCCCCCCCGAUGGCACGCUGAUGGCCGCUCGAAGAAUCGGCCUCCUGGAGAGGCCAGGUGAUGGUCGUACGGGCAGGAUGGGCGGGGGACACACGGCGUGUCGGGUUCACGCGUGCGGGGGGUGGAUUGCGCGUACCGGCGGGCGUAGUGAUUUCAGAACUGCCCAGGUCUGAGAAGGCAAGAGGGCGGCUUACAAGGCAAUUUGCGGUGUAGGCAACACGGACAAUUCACCAUCGUCAUGUUUUGGGCGGCGUCAUCAUCUCCCAAGAUGAUACGAUACGGCUGUGCUUGGGGUUGCUUGGACAAAGGGUACACAAAUACUGCAAAGUGAUCCGGAGCUCAGCAGACGACAACGACAUAAUCGCGUGCGGCAAGGUUUUCUCAUCUGAAGUCAUUGAAUCUCGUGCCGGACGUUUUGACGUCCUUCUGGAAUAACUGUACUCAGUUGCCCUGUGAGUCCAGAAGGUGGCUUGGACGAGUCCAAACAGUGGUUCAAAGGCCAUCUGUGGCCAUCCGUAUCUCCC
This is a messenger RNA of Colletotrichum destructivum, 1165 nucleotides long. Its product is annotated as Putative proteasome assembly chaperone 4. The record is from RefSeq and is a predicted model, not a curated record. Gene Ontology annotation, biological process: proteasome assembly. The transcript is spliced from 2 exons. Lineage: Eukaryota; Fungi; Ascomycota; Sordariomycetes; Glomerellales; Glomerellaceae. Bases 107 to 535 code for a protein of 142 amino acids.